UGAAGACGAACGAAUGAACGAGCAUACAUAAAUAUCACGUUUUCAGUCAUUACACCGGGUGUAAAGGUAUCUUGCAUUUAAUCUAUUGAAUAUUUAGUUUUUUUCCGUCGUGCGGAUUAAUUUUUAGUGAAUAAUUUUCGUAUACACUUGUAUUUAGUUGACAAUACAUAACAAAAAUGGCACAAUUCUUGAACAGAAUCGGACAAUUAGGUUUGGGAGUUGCUUUAGCUGGUGGUGUCGUCAAUUCAGCGUUAUAUAAUGUUGAUGGCGGUCAUCGAGCUGUAAUUUUCGAUCGUUUCGCUGGUAUCAAGCAAGCUGUUGUCGGCGAAGGUACACAUUUCUUUAUUCCAUGGGUCCAACGCCCGAUUAUUUUCGAUAUUCGAUCACAACCACGAAAUGUGCCCGUUGUCACUGGUAGCAAAGAUUUGCAAAACGUAAACAUCACAUUGCGUAUCUUGUUCCGCCCGAAACCGGAUCAAUUGCCAAGAAUUUACACAAUUUUGGGUGUUGAUUACGACGAUCGUGUGUUACCUUCAAUCACAACGGAAGUAUUGAAAGCCGUUGUCGCCCAAUUUGAUGCCGGCGAAAUGAUCACACAGCGUGAGUUGGUGUCACAAAAGGUGUCGGACGAUUUGACAGAGCGUGCAGCACAAUUCGGUCUUAUUCUUGACGAUAUUUCCAUUACGCAUUUGACGUUCGGCAAAGAGUUCACAACAGCCGUUGAAAUGAAACAGGUCGCCCAGCAAGAGGCUGAAAAGGCUCGUUUCCUCGUCGAAAAAGCGGAACAAAUGAAAAAAGCGUCCAUUAUCUCGGCUGAGGGAGAUGCAACAGCCGCCGAACUAUUGGCCAAAUCAUUUGCCGAUUCCGGUGAUGGUCUAGUUGAACUUCGUCGUAUUGAAGCCGCUGAAGAUAUCGCUUACCAAUUGUCAAGAUCACGACAAGUAGCCUACUUGCCCGGCAACCAAUCCACUCUCUUGAAUUUGCCAGCAAUGAACUAGAUUAAAUUGUAGAAAAGCAGGAACGAACAUACAAAAAUAACAUUGAAAUGUAGCUAUGGACCGGAGUAUGGCAAUGGAGCAUUUAAAAACUUGCACGAAUAUUUUGUUGCAAACUUAUUUUCGUUAACACAAGAAAAUAAAAUAGCCUAGAAAACCAAGGAACCAUUUUGUUUGAUUACAAAUAAAUACAAUUGAAUAUUAGUUUAAAACUGAA
Sitodiplosis mosellana (orange wheat blossom midge) is the source of this 1212-nucleotide messenger RNA. It is a transcript of the gene Phb1, whose product is annotated as protein l(2)37Cc. The transcript is spliced from 4 exons. The record is from RefSeq and is a predicted model, not a curated record. NCBI's taxonomy places the organism in Eukaryota, Metazoa, Arthropoda, Insecta, Diptera, Cecidomyiidae. Gene Ontology annotation, cellular component: mitochondrion; membrane. The coding region runs from base 177 to 998 and encodes 273 amino acids. Gene Ontology annotation, biological process: mitochondrion organization.